UGAAGCUUGCCAUGGGAUGCCUUUGCUCCCCGGGAGGAUCCCUCGCUUAAGAUGGGGAAUAAGCAGACGAUAUUUACAGAUGAGCAGCUCGACGCCUACCAGGAUUGUACCUUCUUCACACGGAAAGAGAUCCUUCGGUUGCACGGACGCUACCACGAAUUGGCACCAAACAUGGUGCCUAUGGACUAUACCAGGAAUCCAGACGUUAAAUUACCUAUGCAGCUCAUAGUCAACAUGCCAGAGCUAAAGGAGAACCCCUUCAGGGAGAGGAUUGUCCACUCUUUUUCUGAGGAUGAGGAGGGCAGUCUCAGCUUCAAUGACUUUGUGGACAUGUUCUCCGUCCUCAGUGAAACAGCUCCUCGAGAGCUGAAAGCAAUCUAUGCCUUUAAGAUCUACGAUUUUAAUGUGGACAACUUCAUUUGUAAAGCGGAUCUGGAACAAACCCUCAACAAGUUGACCAAAGAAGAGCUGACGGAGGAAGAGGUCAGCCUGGUUUGUGAAAAGGUUAUUGAAGAAGCAGAUAUGGACGGUGACGGGAAGCUUGGAUAUUCGGAUUUUGAGAACAUGAUUUCCAAAGCGCCAGAUUUUCUCAGCACCUUCCACAUACGGAUCUGAAAAUGCUGGCUGAGCCUGUGGAGCGACCCCAUCGCCUGUCCUGCCUCCCCAAAUCUCAGGCAAAGCUGCGGGCAAUUUGUGCCCUUUUCUGAAUUCUGCCACGAAAGGACUACACAACACUGGGCCUUCCCAGAGGAGAAGCCCCGCUGCUUCCCAAGAGUCUCGGAGUCCCCAUCGAGGUGUUGUGAUCGUUGUUUACUCAUCACAGUCGGGUAGCAAGGCUGCAGGUGUCCAGUUGUUGGGUUGUUAAUUUUUUUAUCCAGACAGACGUCCAUCCAGUGGUGUCUCCCUUGUGGUUUUUAUAUUUGUAAAGAUUUGAUAAAAUGGUCCCUCCGAGCAAAAACAGAGCGAGAGCCAGAAGAGAUGCUGCCUCGCCCAGAAGCGGCUGGAUUAUAAAUAAAGAAAUGCGUAAGGAAACGCUGGCCUUAAGGGAGUGAUCUUCACAGCUGGGAGGAGUGGCCUGACGUGGACGGACGGCUGCAGUGCCCGUCGUGUCCCGUCGGGUGGAAGACGCUGCAUCACCCGAAUGUGCCAUUGGGCUGGCUUUGGUGCUUAAGUGACCUGUGACCCCAUGGAACUUGAACCCCUUCCCUUCGGAAAACCUGAUUUGCGCCACUGAUUUCUUUCUUCUCCAAGCAGACUCUGUUGAACUGUGUCUUUGGCAUCCUAGGAGGGUCUGGCUUCUUCCUCGCGUUCUGAUUCAAUUAGUCUGACAGAUUGCAAAAAAAAAAACACCCUCCCCCCAACAAAGAAAAUGACCAAACCAAGGAUAUACCCAUGAGGAAAUCCAGGAAAUAGUUCAUCAAUCAAAAAAGAAACAUCCUUUUUUUCGGAGAGCCAGCUAUGCAAUCUUCCCCAUCAAAUGCAUGACUUCCGUUGUUUUCACCCCUUCCGUUCGUUGUUCUUGUAUCUUCUCUCAAAAACCGGCUUCAUUAUAUGUCUUCUGAGUCCCCCCUUGGAUGAAAACGGGCACGCUGACAAUCAUUCAUGUACAAUAACUGUUCUUGAACAGUCUUAUAGAAGGGCUCUGUUAAAUAUCCAUGGCUUAUGUAACCAAGACAUCCAUGAUUAAAUA
Varanus komodoensis (Komodo dragon) is the source of this 1690-nucleotide messenger RNA. RefSeq names its product calcium and integrin binding family member 2 (gene CIB2). The transcript has 6 exons. NCBI's taxonomy places the organism in Eukaryota, Metazoa, Chordata, Lepidosauria, Squamata, Varanidae. Gene Ontology annotation, molecular function: calcium ion binding. The coding region runs from base 52 to 615 and encodes 187 amino acids. The record is from RefSeq and is a predicted model, not a curated record.